Chilo suppressalis (striped riceborer) is the source of this 1357-nucleotide messenger RNA. The record is from the annotation of a GenBank genome assembly. NCBI's taxonomy places the organism in Eukaryota, Metazoa, Arthropoda, Insecta, Lepidoptera, Crambidae.
AUCACCCCAGAAUUGGCACCAUUAUGUCAUUUCAUACAUAUCGAUAUCACAGUAGUAUUGAAAUGCUUCAUACUCAUAUUCUAAAGCAGAACAAAAAAUGUUAAAGACUAGACUGAAUAAACUGUUUAUCGUUUGCCUUCCACAGGAAAAUUAAUAAAUAAAGAUUCAACAAAAUGGCGGGAAUCUAAAAGUUUUUUCAAAGUGGUUUACAGAGUCCGAUACUCAAGAAAGUUUUACAAUUCGAUUUAACGAAUUGAUUUUUUUUGAACAACAAUGAAUGAAUCUGUGGGUUCCACUAUAGAGAAAAUAAAACUCGUGGAACAAGACAACGAAAACAAAUUAAAAGAAAAACGCGAAUAUGACGCAACGGUGGCCACACUCAAUUACACUAUUAAGGAAACUAGGCAACAAACUCAAAAAAUAAAUAUUGAUAACGCUCAGUUGAAUAAGAAAAUAGAUUGUAUGAAAGCUGAGUUAGCUGUAGAGAAAACGAGAAGAGAUGCCUUGUUAGCUCAAGUAGAACUAUGUAAAAAAGAGCUAGAGGAAUUAAAAAGUCAUUCGGACCAAGGUAUUGCAAAAGUUUGGGAACUGCGGUCUGACUUAUGUACUGCUGUACAGACAAUAUCUGACGAAUGCGAUAUUCGAGCUCUUCUUAUAAAGCCUACUAUACAUCCUGAAUGUUUGACGAAAAGAUUUAAGACUUGUCCUCAAGCAAAUUCAAGCAUAACAACAAAAAAUGAAGAACGUUUAAAAGAUGCCAUCGAAAAACGCAGUAAAGCUUUAUCUACACGCCAUCGCCUUCAAGCUGAACCAGAGGAAGGAGAUGAGUUUGUUAGUACCUUUUGCAGAGCAAGCAGAAGCACCAGAUGGUUUAGUAGUAAAUUAGAGCAAAAUGAAAACCAGCCUAUUAAGUUCACAGAUAGUCCAGCUUCACGGAAAACUGCAAUCCCAGUUAUCAGGGCUCCAGGACCUAAUCCUGUGCCAUGGUAUCAACCGUUCUCAGUUGUCACUAGUGUAGCAGUAUUUUUAAUAUAUUUUUGUAUAUUGAGAGAAGAAAGUGAUAUAGACCAAGAAUUUGAUAAAACCUUAUAUGAUAGAAUUAAAGGUUUAGAGAAAGAACAGCUCAUACAAUCUUAUAAAUUCAAUAAAGAACAAGGCAAAAGUGUGGAAGCUAUAGAACAACGACUAAAGGAAUUGGAAGCACAAGAGCAGAAAAUUGUUGCAUAGAUUAAGAUUUACAUUGUUACUAGGCAUUUGAUUGUAGUUGUUUUAAAAUAGUAACAAGUAAUUAUUUUAUUUAUCAGAGUUAUAAUUAUUAACCUUUCCUUUAUAGGCAAACAAACUAUUUCGAUUCCCA